UGGAAACAAAGAUUAGGGCUUUUCGGUGAAAGAGAAAUAGAUGGAGGAACUAAAAGAGCUUGAAGAGGUGCAGAAUGUAAUGUUGAUGAUGCCCGCAAUAGAUUCUUCCAGUCCCAGUGCUGAUUCAAAACGUUUCCUUGCUAAUUUCACCCUCUUCAUGAUGCAACCAUGUGGUGAACUAGAUAUGAACCAAAAAUGCACAUUGAUUUCUGACCACUUUCCAAAGAUUUCUUCUGCAUUUCUUGAGGAAGCACUAUGCCAGCUUUGUGACAAAGGAGAGUAUACUUUUUUUGCAGGCAAUGCGUGCAUUGCUGCUGACUCGCGUUGCGAUGGUGACAAGAGUGUACAACUACCAACUGACUCUGAAGAUGUGGCAAUGGUUGCACUUGAUUCGAUGCAACGAGCAAAUUCUACGUUAGAAGAUUUUUGCAGAUCUUACUUCAUGUUUCAUGAAAUGGAUGCUAACAGUGCAGAAUCUAUAUUCAAAUACCUACCACUGCUUUCCUUCACAGAGAGUUAUAUGUAUCAGUUGGACACCAUAAAUGAGAACCUAGUGCAGUUUCCUAUUAGUGAUUUUACGUUCAGAAAACUUGCUGCUCUUCUAGAGGGCUAUGGGAUGUAUACAGACAGGAUAAGAAACGAGUUAAAGUGUGGGGAAGAAUACUGGGCUCUAGAAAGAAAGCUCUGUUGUGCAUUAACAAGAAAACAAGAAGAGAUUCAAGUAGAGGAUGUUAUGAAAGCAAUUCAUUUGAAGUCCUUUGACUAUCGGGUGCUGAAUCUACUCUUGUACCAGUUGAAUGGCAAAGAGGUCAACGAAACACAUAUGGAAUUCCUAUCGGUAUCAGAGUUCCUUGUUGAAAUAUCUGAUGACUUGUUUGACUAUGAGGAUGAUGUGUUGGAGAACAAUUUUAAUAUCCUGCGCAUGUUUGUCAGGAUAUAUGGAGCUUCGUCUGCACCGACAUUGCUUGCAAAAUCAAUAACCGAAGCGGAGGAGAAGUACAGUUACUUACUAAGCGCUUUGGAUCCUCAGCUCGCUCUCACAUACAAAAGAAGAUGUGAAGAAGCCACCAAAGAAGGUGGGAAGGUAGUUGGUCCUCCUCUCGGGACAUGGUGCAUACCACCGAUUAUCGAAGAUGAAGAUUUGUAUAGAUACGAGAUCUCAAACACUAGGCCACCAGGCACCAGCUAAUUAAUUAGUUCAGGAGAGCAACGAGUUUUGGUGCAUUGGUUGUGGACAAUACUGGGGUGCGAGACCGAAUGUUACACUCAACACAUCCCUCUUGGAGCAUAGGCUCCUGAUUACUCAUCGCUCUCCACUGUCCUGACUUCUCUCGUGCUUUGCCUGAAGAUGCGUAAUCCUUCUCUCCGAAAAAUUGAAUAUAGACAAGGGCUUAGACUUAUAAAUACAUGGGUCUAGAUUUCUCUCCAAAACAUUAACUUUGGAAUGUGCGACCUUGACAUGGCCACUAGAAAGUGUUGCCAGCACGUAGUGUCUCAGUGACUUAACACUCAUGAACCACAAAACGUAAGGCACCGCGUGAGAUUCAUGACUUGAGGUAAUGAAGUAAUAUCAAGAGUUAGAAAUGGCUAUGACAAGGGCCAAUUUUAAAGAAGACCCCAAAGCCAUGAGACCAAGAAUUUGAUAGGGAUU
Messenger RNA from Helianthus annuus (common sunflower), 1651 nucleotides. RefSeq lists its product as uncharacterized. The coding region runs from base 41 to 1189 and encodes 382 amino acids. The transcript is spliced from 14 exons. NCBI's taxonomy places the organism in Eukaryota, Viridiplantae, Streptophyta, Magnoliopsida, Asterales, Asteraceae. The record is from RefSeq and is a predicted model, not a curated record.